UUUCGAUAAAAAUUUAAAUUUCCAUCUAAUUUAGAGAAGUUAAUUAGCGUUUUUCACUGGUAUCGAAUAAUGUCAUUUUUUCGCAGCGAACCGAUGUCGUUAUGCCAAAUAUUGUUGCAUACCGAAUCGGCUUUCAAUUGUCUCGUAGAAUUGGGUUAUUUGGGAGUUGUACAGUUUCGAAGUAUUUACGAUGAAACCGCUAUACCUAAUAAUGUGUAUAAUGUCGAAAUACAACGGUGCCAUGAUCUACAACGUAUCAUUGCCCAUUUACAAGACGAAAUCGAAGAUUUCAAAAUAAACGUCAUGUUUUAUCCGGAUGUCGAUGAAGAUGAGGUACCAAAAGCCAUCGAUCUUAGAGAUAUGGAAAGGCAAUUGCUGGAGGUUUACGACGAGUUAACGGAUGUUGAGCGUAAUUGUGAAAGUUUAAGGCGAAGACAUAAUCAUUUAUAUGAACACAUGAAAGUUAUAAUAAAGGCUGAUGAAUUUCUUACCGGUGAACGUAACACAGAGCCUGUAAUGGCAUGGACGUCUAGUGUAAUUAUGGAUCUAGUACAUGAUGAGAUGAAAAGUAAAGCACAACCGCAGGAUAAAUUUCAAUUGAGCUUUUUUGCUGGUACUAUACCACCACUUCGUUUUACCGCUUUCGAGACAAUGGUGUGGCGUAUAACACGCGGCAACUAUUUUAUAAAACACGAAGAAAUAACAUUUCCUCAAGAGGCCGGGCGAAAAUCGUCUCAAUUAGUACGCAAAUAUGUCUUCAUGUUAUACUUUUUGGGACCAUCUAUUCGAGAGAAGCUGACAAAAGUCUGCCAGGGCUUUGGUAUUAAGCUGUUCGAAUGUCCCGAAGGUACAGCGGAUAGACGAUUGGCCCUUCAAAAUAUUGAUCAAGAUAUAAAAUAUUUGGAUCGAAUUCUUGAGCAAACUGAAAAUCAUAGAUUCCGUAUACUAUUAAUAGCAGGUGUAGAUAUUUACAUAUGGAAAAUUAAACUGAAAAAAAUGCUUAUGGUCUACUAUGUGCUGAAUCGUAUGAGGAGAGUUAAGCAUUUGCAAAUGUCUAAAUAUUUGCAAGUAGAAUGUUGGAUCCCGACUGCCGAAGUGCGAAAUGUGAGAAGAGCUUUGAUCGUAGGAGCUCAGCAAAGCGCUAAAGACAGCCAAGAUAAUAUGUUUCCACCUAUGGUGACGGAAUUGCGCAAAAAGUAUUUAAGAGAUGAGGACAAACCAACACACUUUCGAUUGAAUCGAUUUACGAGAGGAUUUCAAAAUCUAAUCGAUGCGUAUGGCAUUGCCGCUUACCGCGAACUGAAUCCCGCUCCUUAUACGAUUAUAACUUUUCCCUUUCUUUUCGCCGUUAUGUUUGGUGAUAUGGGUCACGGUGUUAUAAUGGCAUCAUUUGGAUUUUGGAUGGUAAUAAAAGAAAAACGUUUAAUAGAAAAAAAUCGCAGAGAUCCAAAUCCAAGUGAAAUAUGGACCAUAAUGUUUGCUGGCCGUUAUAUAAUUGCUUUAAUGGGAAUAUUUUCCAUAUACACGGGCCUUAUUUAUAACGAUUGCCUGUCAAAAUCUUUCAAUAUAUUCGGUUCUAGAUGGCGCGUCAAUUAUACUACAUUUAUCGUAGAAAAUAAUCAUCAUCUUCAGCUGGAUCCGGCUCGGCCUGAUAAUUAUUUAGGCGAUCCCUACUAUGUUGGUAUGGAUCCUGUUUGGGAUAUUUCGGGAGAACAUGCCAUCACCACGUAUAAUUCUCUCAAAAUGAAAUUAGCGAUUAUAUUGGGUGUAACACAAAUGAUGUUCGGUUUAAUCUUAUCAGCUGUUAAUUACACAUAUAAAAGAGACUAUGUGGACGUCUUCUUGGUCUUUAUACCGCAAAUAACUUUCUUGAUCUGUGUCUUUUGCUAUUUAGUAUUUAUGAUAUUUUUUAAGUGGAAUAAUUACGGCGGUCAUAUAGCAGCGCCCUACAAUUCGGCCUGUGCCCCUUCAAUUUUGAUAACAUUUAUUAAUAUGCUGCUGCUGAAGAGUAACGAGGUACCGCCAGAAUGCAAUGACUGGAUGUUCUCCAGCCAGGAUGUUGUACAGAUCGUUCUACUGAUUUUUGCAACAAUUUCAAUUCCAAUCUUAUUAGCAGGUCGGCCUUUGUAUAUAAUUGCUCAAAAGAAGAGAAUAAUUGCAGCAAAAAGCGCUGCGCUACGUAGGUCUCGCACGCGUUCUACUUUAACAACCGCACGAAGGACUCUCGUAUAUAAUGUGGAGCUUUCCCAGUCUCGCAUUAGCGUAGCAGCAAAAAGGGAGAAAGAAGAUCCAACCGAAGACGUAGCUGAGUUGUGGAUACAUUCAGGUAUUCACUGCAUAGAAAGCAUUCUUGGAUCUGUAUCGCAUACGGCGUCGUAUUUACGAUUGUGGGCUUUAUCGUUGGCGCAUGAUCAGUUAUCGAGUGUCCUGUGGAAUAUGGUCUUAAAAAUUGGUUUAGCUGGUGGCCACGGUUAUGUGGAUAGCGUAGUAAUUUUUGUUCUAUUUGCAUUUUGGGCGACUUUAACGUUAGCCAUCCUUGUUAUAAUGGAAGGUUUAUCGGCAUUCUUGCAUACGUUACGUUUGCAUUGGGUUGAAUUUCAAUCGAAAUUUUAUGCGGGUUCAGGCGAAGCAUUUAUGCCAUUUAAAUUUCCCCCGAGUACAAUGUCCGGUUAAAAGCCGUAAUGAAUUUAAAAUUGAGUAAUUUUUUUUUCUUUAAUUUAUCUAAAUGUGUUUUUUUCACAUAUGUACUCCUACUUAUAUAUUCUGUAUAAUUUUUUGAUUAACUAGGGUAGAGAAAAGAAAACAAAAAAAAAAAAAAAA
This is a messenger RNA of Glossina fuscipes, 2820 nucleotides long. RefSeq names its product V-type proton ATPase 116 kDa subunit a (gene Vha100-3). The transcript is spliced from 2 exons. The record is from RefSeq and is a predicted model, not a curated record. Lineage: Eukaryota; Metazoa; Arthropoda; Insecta; Diptera; Glossinidae. Gene Ontology annotation, biological process: proton transmembrane transport; vacuolar acidification. Gene Ontology annotation, molecular function: ATPase binding; proton-transporting ATPase activity, rotational mechanism. Bases 70 to 2673 code for a protein of 867 amino acids. Gene Ontology annotation, cellular component: vacuolar proton-transporting V-type ATPase, V0 domain; vacuolar proton-transporting V-type ATPase complex; plasma membrane.